AUGAACAAUUUCUACAUCCGUGAGCUGAAUUUGAACACGUACUUCAGUGCAGAAUUUUUAUCUAUGCCAAACCUAAAAAUUAUUCCUUUACGUAAUCCUAAACGUGGUUUUGAACCAUUAGUCUAUUUUCAAUAUAUAGUUGAUAAUUACGAUGUACUGCCAAAACACACAAUUUUUCUACACGGUCAUCCAGAAAAACAUAAUCCACAUUUAAUAUUACAAUUAACAUGGCUCUUAAAUGCGUUCCAAAUAAAAGAAAUGCCAAAUUUUUUACAUCUUAAUUGUAAUCUUUACACUCGACGUAUAUUUCACAAAGCAGGAGAGUUUCUUCACUUACUAGGUUUCAACAACGUUGCAUUUACUGCUAUAGGAAAUUUGUCAUCUAAACAAUUAGCACAAGGCUAUCGUUAUUUCGGGACAGAGUGCUGUGCACAAUUUUUAGUAUCAUCAGAAUUAAUUCGACAGUAUCCAGUCGCAUUUUACCGUUUGGCACUAAAAAUCUCAGAAGAGAAUUGGUAUGAUGGACCAAUGGAAUGUAUGUGGCAUGCUUUCUUCUUACGUAGACAAGAACUAGGUAAAAAUCGAAAUCUAAAUUCACUAUAUAUGGAAGCACAUCCUCGAUUUAGAUCAAGAUGUUAUAAUUCUGACGAAUCAACAAUUGUGGUUGAAUAA
Molecule: messenger RNA, 672 nt
Organism: Didymodactylos carnosus
Lineage: Eukaryota; Metazoa; Rotifera; Eurotatoria; Philodinida; Philodinidae
Source: the annotation of a GenBank genome assembly